AUGAAGCGGUCCCGACAUAGAUGGCUGGGAUUUAGUUUAUUUUGUGUAACAUUGCUAUGCCUAUCAGCGGAUCUACCAACAACAUCAGCAGUGAGAGCUACGAAGUUAAUCUUCUCUAAGACCAGUACCACCACAGCAGUACCGGAAGAAGAAGCGACAGGGCCCGAAGAUGAAAAUCAAGAGGUGGAAGUAACAGGCGAAGACGCUGAAACCAAUAAAACAUCGAAACUAUCAGGAAUACCACAAAUAGAUUAUAUCUAUGAUCCCAAUUUGCCACGAGAGUUAAAUGGAUAUAAUUUGUCAGAAUAUCCAUUCUACGAAACUGUUCCACCUCCAGAAAAAAUGGACUUUAAGUGUGACGGAUUGCAUGAUGGUUUCUACGCAUCAAUUCCUCAUAAAUGUCAGGUCUACCACCAUUGUCUUUUCGGUACACGAUAUGACUUCUUGUGUGCGAAUUAUACAGCGUUUGAUCAGAAAACUUUUAUCUGCCAAUUCGUAUCUGAAGUUGAUUGUAAAAAUUCAGCAAAUUAUUUUAGCAGGAAUGAGGCUCUAUACAAAGCAGCAUCAACAGAACCACCUCCAAAACCAUCAACUACAACAACAACUACAACUACUACUACAGCGCGACCACCGCGACCCGGUGGUCGUCGUCGACCACCAUCCAGAUACGAUUAUUAUGACGAUGACUAUUACUAUCCUGCGAGAGAUGAUUAUGAUUACGAAGAAAGAGGUGGUAGGAGGAGCAGGCCCAGAAGACCGGGCAAACGUAGACCUCAUGAUGAUUAUGAUGACAGGUAUGAAACUCGCUCAAGACCACGUGAUGAACCAGAAGAGGAUUAUGAAGACAGAAGGCCAUAUGAAAGACCGAGACCUAACAAAAGACCAUAUCCUGACAACAGAAGACCUUACGAUGACGAAGAUAGAAGACCUUACAAAGGUGGUAGAAGACCAAGUCGACCUCGUGAUAAUGAAGAAGAUAGGUACCGGCCUAAAGAUGAUGAAGAGGAUAGGCCACGAGGUAACAAGAGAGGAGAGCUUAGACCCAGAGAUAAACUUAGACCGCGAGACGAAGAUGAAAUUAAACCAAGAGAUGAAACAAGAAUGAGAGAUGAAAUAAGGCCUAGAGAUGAAAUAAAAUCCAACAGAGACGAAUCUCGUUUAAGAGAUGAGAUAAGACCACGAGAUGAAAUUAAGUCAAAAGAUGAAGUUAUUUUGAGAGAUGAAAAAAGACCUAGAGAUGAAAUAAGAUCAAGAGAUGAUAUAAGAUCAAGAGAUGACAUAAGAUCAAGAGAUGAUAUAAGACCAAGAGAUGAGAUAAGAUCUAGAGAUGAGAUACGACCAAGAGACGAAAUAAGAUCUAGAGAUGAAAUCAGGUCCAGAGAUGAAAUAAAACCAAGAGAUGAAAUUAGAGUUAGAGAUGAGAAGAAACCAAGAGAUGAAAUAAGACCAUUAAAAGAUGAAGUUUCUGAACCCGAAAUUAAACCCAGAGAAAGAACUAGAGAUGACCGUUACCAACAAAAUGAAGGUAGAAGAAUUUUUGAUAGACCUUACAGAAACCGAGAUGAGAGGCCAUAUUUGAAGGCUGAAAAGAAUAUUGAAGGUGAAGAAAGAGUGCAGGAAGAAAAAAGGCAAGCUCCGACAGCUCCUGAAGGUCAACCUUUAGUCAAACCCAAUGGACAUGGAAUUUUCGGCAAACCGAGAAUGCCGCCAAAAAUUAAACGACCAGUACCAAGUAGUGAAAAGGAUAAAUAUGAAUAUGUUGUUAUAACAACUACAAAAGCACCGUCAAAAAAUGAUGAUGAAUAUUAUGACGAUUACGAAGAAGAAGAUACAAGAAAACCCUCUCCUUCUGCGAAAACAAGUAUUGUUCAGCAAAGGCCGAGGUUAGAUCCUAUUGAAAAAGAAAAAUUUAAACCUUUACGGCCUCAUUAUACCUCAGAUGAUAAAGCAAAAAGGAUAAAGGCGAAGGAUCAAAUAGAAUAUGACGAAGAAGAAUAUUAUGACGAACCUCCAGUGAGGUCUCAAAAAUAUAUUUCUCAAAGAACCGUAGACGAACGCCCAUCAAAAGUUAAAGAUGAUGAUUAUUACUACGACGAAAAACAUGAUAAACAGAAGAGAAAUAAUGAAGAGGAUAUAACUACUAAAGUCAAAGAUUUAAAACCUAAUGUUAAAGUUGUAAGGAGGCCUUUUUUACCAUCUAGGGGUGGGAGUCCCUAUCUUCCAAGAGGAUUGCAGCCUGUUGCUGGAAGAGAUUUGAACUCACCACCCAAUACCACCCCUAAACCUACUACUUCUACUACUACCUCUACGACAACUACAACAACUACUACACCAGAACCUCCAACAACAGUGGCAAUUAGGAGCACAACAACAGAAAAAAUAACAACAACAAUUGCUACAGAAAAGCCAACAACUUCAACUCUACCAGAAGAAGAGUAUGAAUAUUACGAUGAAGAGGAUAUCGAAUAUGAAUCAAAAGAUAAAAAAGAACCAACAACAACAGUAGAAAUUAAACCUGCCCUUAUUAAAGAAUCCACAACAACAGAUUCAAGUGCGUCUCAAGAAGUAACUACAGAAGAUAAAGCUAAAAACCUUGCUACUAAAGUUCUUAGAAAUUUUAAUGAUAAUUAUGCAGCUAUUAAAGAACAGCUUGCAUCUACGCUUACACCCAAUGACUAUCUUAAACCAUACCUAGGGGCCGCAAUAAAAACAUCAAAACCAGAGCCAAAUCCUGAAAUAUCAAAAGGCUACACUGCUACUGGAAAGCCUUUAAAAAUACCGGAUAUAAAGCAAAACUUAGCUGAUUCUAUUGAAAACGAUUAUGAUGUGAGAUUAAAUGAAGCUGUAAGCCCAAAUAUAAGAAUACCGAGUGGUUUUAUAGUUCCUGAAAGAGAAUUUACGUUUUCAAGAUUCAGAAAUAAUGUACAUUCCGAACCACAAUUCGCAGCCUCAGAAAUAAGUCACUAUCAAAUUAGAAAACGCCCACAAAUUUCAGGAGUGUCUAUCAGAACUCCGUCUUCCUACUACAUCCAACCUCAGAGGAUAGUUUAUGAUGACCAUGUCAGACCACCACGGCACUUGCUUUACAGGAUAGGUGACAUAUUC
Messenger RNA from Brenthis ino (lesser marbled fritillary), 3105 nucleotides. Lineage: Eukaryota; Metazoa; Arthropoda; Insecta; Lepidoptera; Nymphalidae. The record is from the annotation of a GenBank genome assembly.